AGAGAGAGAGAGAGAGGAGAGAUUCGUCAGCUCUCUGCUUCUCUCGCGGUGUAGCCGCAGUGCGGCUUCCGUGACUGUUUUUAUCGAUGAUAUGGCGUCUAUAAUCAAAGACACGGGCGAGAUUUGGAGCCGAUUAUUCGAUCAUCGUCCGUUCGUCCAAGGAGAAAUUACGUUCUUCUUGCGGGAGUUUCAGGACAAGAGGAACGAUAGAGAGGUGGAACGUCUUUUUAAGAUACUCGAAUAUGCGACGGAAUUGAAAGAGAGCCAAUUGGAUCGCACGGAGCAACUUGGGGAUUGCCAUUUGCCUAGUCUGAAGGCCAACGUGGACGUUGCGCUGAGCAUGUGUAAUCGUGUUUUGCAGAGAGAAGAAGAUUUCGACAGUGACAGCGCUUUGAACGGCAACAGAUUGAUCAGGAGAAACGAGUGGGAGAAAUUUGUGAAUGAUAUGAGUGAUAAGUGUCAGAAGGUGGAUCGAACCUUCCAAGAGAAAGAAAACGAAAUACAGGAGUUCUAUGUUGACUUGGAGAAGAAAUUGCACAUCACAGCAUAGGGCGACACAUUUUGAAAUCGGUUUCUCAGUAUUCGACUACAUCUUUUCCUAGCAUUAAUCUGAUUAGUGAAAUUUUCUUUGGAAAAGCUUACAGA
This is a messenger RNA of Dinoponera quadriceps, 645 nucleotides long. It is a transcript of the gene Muted, whose product is annotated as biogenesis of lysosome-related organelles complex 1 subunit 5. Lineage: Eukaryota; Metazoa; Arthropoda; Insecta; Hymenoptera; Formicidae. The record is from RefSeq and is a predicted model, not a curated record. Gene Ontology annotation, cellular component: BLOC-1 complex; transport vesicle. The transcript has 4 exons. Bases 92 to 550 code for a protein of 152 amino acids.